Tripterygium wilfordii is the source of this 1512-nucleotide messenger RNA. RefSeq names its product AT-hook motif nuclear-localized protein 10-like. NCBI's taxonomy places the organism in Eukaryota, Viridiplantae, Streptophyta, Magnoliopsida, Celastrales, Celastraceae. Gene Ontology annotation, molecular function: minor groove of adenine-thymine-rich DNA binding. The transcript is spliced from 6 exons. Bases 179 to 1168 code for a protein of 329 amino acids. The record is from RefSeq and is a predicted model, not a curated record.
CGAAAAUUCAUAAAAAUUCAAUUUUUGUAAAAGAAAAGAAAUAGUGAAUUUCUCACUGUUUCCCGAGGGACUGCUUUGAAUCUCUCCGCAUGCUCGUCUGCAACCCUAAUUUCUUGGGUUUUCUGGUAAGGUUUAGGUGCAUCGAGAGUGGACUGUUUGAUCUUCGUCGACUGAUGGUAUGAUUUCAGGAUCUGAGCGAAGAAUUGAGCUUACUAUGUCGGGUAGAGAAUCGUAUGGCCUGUCGGGUAGAGAAUCGUAUGGCCUCGAGAAUAAUCAGAGCGCGACGGCAACUUUGGCAAACAGCAUGAGGUUAGCCUUCAAUUCAGACGGUACAGCAGUUUACAAGACACCCGAGGCCUUUCAAGCUGCUACUGCCACCGCCGGCACAACCGUUGAUGUCCCUGCCGUCACGCUCAUACAGGAAGGAAGCGGCAAGCGUAAGCGUGGACGCCCAAGAAAGUAUGCCCCCGAUGGUAGUUUGACGCAGCGCUCCCAGCCGGUCUCAUCUCCCCCGUCCGCCGAAAUCUCUCCAAAAAAGGGCAGAGGCAGGCCUCCUGGGUCUGGCAGGAAACUCCAUAUGGCUGCCUCCAUGGGAUCUACAGGAAUUGGAUUUACACCACAUGUUAUGAUAGUGAAAGCUGGAGAGGAUGUCUUAUCAAAAAUCAUGUCGUUUUCGCAACAUGGUUCGCGGGCUGUUUGCGUCUUGUCAGCGAAUGGUGCAAUAUCCAAUGUCACUCUUCGUCAGUCCGCCACAUCUGGAGGAACUGUUACUGUCGAGGGGCGAUUCGAGAUCUUGUCUUUGUCUGGCUCAUUUCUCCUGUCAGAGAGUGCUGGUCAACGCAGCAGAACUGGUGGUUUGAGUGUGUUAUUAUCUGGGCCAAAUGGUAAUGUUUUGGGUGGUGGAGUGGCAGGGCUUUUAACUGCAGCUUCCCUUGUUCAGGUUGUCCUUGGCAGUUUCAAUGCAGAGAGGCAGAAAGAAGCAAAGAUGGGAAAUAGUUCUGACCCUAUGUCAGCUCCAGCAAGGCUUGUCCAAGGACCAUCUGCAACUUUCAGCCCACCAUUGCAUGGAACUUUCAAUGAAUCAUCUGGAGGGCUUGGGAGCCCUCUUAAUACUGGUGCCUGCAACAACAGCGAUCCUCAAGGCUUGACAAAUAUAAAUUGGAAAUAGAGCUAUGAAAGGGUUGCGCUUGCAUGCAUAAGCAUGCUCUUCGCAUGAGCUUCAAUCCUGGCUUGCUUAAUUAAUGUAAUUUAUGAGUUUUGCAAAAAAGUGAUUAGAGAGAGUUCCCAUUGGGUUGGCCAACAGUUUGCAGAUAGAUUAAGUUAGGUUAUGUUCUAGGUUUUUCUUUUCUUUUCUUUUUUCUUUUUUUUUCCUCUUUUGUUGGGGUUGUUUUAGUGAGAUUUUGAGACAUUGCUUUCAUUUCUGUUCUCUUAUGGCACUAAAUAUAUUUCGUUUUUCCCCUUUGGGAUGUGUAUCCAGUGCUCAUGGAUAGCUGCCACAGGCAUACGUUGCGU